AUGCGGCGCAGGAGACAAGGUGGUGCUCUAGCCACAGUAGUGCCGUUCCUGGCACUGUUGGCAACGGCUCAGGGCGUCAUUGCUGGGCAUAAUGGGGAGAAGCCACAUCGGCGGUCUAGGACAAGAAGUACGAUAGAGGAACGACAGGUCGGGCUUGAUGUCGGACUUCUGUCGUCAGACCUCGUCGUCCUUGAGCUUGCCGCCAGCUCAUCCGCCGUCUCGUCAACGCCCACAUCCACGUUUACUUCGACUACGACCUCCACCCUCAUCUCGACAGUCACCUCAACCGCGUCCUCAUCGGCUGUGGCCUCUGCCUCAUCGCAGUCCACGGUCAACGCAUUGGUCGCUUCCGAAUCGCCGUCGUCAUCCGGCAGCGCGGUCGCUGAGCCGGUCGCGGUUACCGCGACAAGUACCAUCGUCGCGUCAACUUCCACGGCGGUAUCGUCAUCGGCUACAGUGAUCCCCAGCUCAACUGCCGUUGCUGAGUCUGUACCCGAGUCGUCUUCAGGCAACACCGGCGGAGCUGCACGGCCCAAUACGCCUGGCACAGGACACUGCCUGGCAAUUCGGUCAGCCAAGUGUGACCACGUCAUCAGCACCUCCUGGGGCGCUUCCAGUCGCUUCGAGCUCGAUAUCAUCGCCCGAACCAGCGCCGAUCCCGGUCUCCUCGACUUUAAUCCCAUCGGCCUCCAGCUCUGCGGUUCCGGCGCCCGGACUUGUCUCGUCUACCUCGGUCGCAAUGCCAGCUGCGGCUACCACGUCUCUGCCGGGUGGAGCAGCCGGUCCAAGCGGGACAAGCAGUGCACCACCAAGCGCGCAGCCCGUAUCUGUCACUGUCUCGGUCUCUCUCGCUGGGCCAGCAUCAAGCGUCUCCAGCUCGGCCGGGGCCCCUCCUGGCGUUUUCAGCAUCAGCGGACCUGUUCCUGGACUUCCUGGAACCUCGUCAGCGCCGCCUUCCGGGAUCGCCUCCGCGACGAUUUCCAUUUUGUCUUCGACCUCGUCCUCAGCUGUCCCGCCCCCGAUCGGAACCUCGUCGACUAUCUCCCAAAUAGCGCCUAUCCCGGGUCAGACGAGCCUAGUUCAGACUUCGAUAACAGGAUUUGCCACUGGAAGUAUCAUCAUCAGUGCGACGUCGUCGAAUACCGGUUUGCCUGCGGCAACGUCAUCUGGCCCGCCAGGCCUCCCAGCGAGCUCAUUAUCGAUCUCCAACGGCAACAUCGGCUCAGUCUCCUCACCGAUACCUCUUUCAUCUUCGAGCCUUCCCCCAUCCCUUUCUCUAUCUACAAACGUUCCUCCCCCUUCUUUACCUUCAAAUUCUUCAUCUUCUGCUCGAGCGCAGGUUUCAGCACCUCGGCUGGCAGCUUCAGCGCCAGCUCGGCUCCCGGUGUUGUCGCCUCUGUUACCAGCUCAAGCGAUGGCGCAGUCACAAGCUCUGCAACUCCGUCAAUCUUCGACAACAGACCGACAUCCACUCUGCUCCCUGCUGCCGCUUCGCAGACCAGCACACCGGCUGCUGGCGUUGGGUCUUCUCAAGUCACCAGCAGCAGUGCGAUCCCCUUCGUACCGGGUGUGGCGGUGUCGUCAAGUACCGUCUCGGUAGUGGCAAGCUCCGACGAUCAGCCGACUCAGACCUUCUCGUCGACCGAUAACCGCCCCACGGCUACUCUGACCCCAUCGGGAACCUCCUCGUCGGCAGGAGUAGACCAGGUCUCCUCCCAGGGGGCGCCGAUCCUGUCUAUCAGUCUCGGGCAGCCUGCCGCCUCCUCGUCGGCAGACGUGGCGCCAGUACCCUCACAGGCGACUCCAACUUCAUCCGUCAACAUCGGCCAGCCUGCUGCGUCUUCGUCGACCUCCCUCCAGAUCGACGCGCAGCCAGCCUCGUCAACAGAGGUCAGCAGCGUAUUCGGCGGUCCCACGUCCGUUGCGCCGUUCGUGCCCAUCGCGUCAAGCUCCGAGAGCUCGUCCCGCAAUGUCCCAUCGAGCCUGGCGCCCCAGCCGUCCGACUUUAGCUUCAGCUCCAGCUCCGAGAACGGGGUUCCGUCCAACACUUUCCGGCCGGCUCCAUCGGUCUCGUCCACGAGCUCGGCAGACGUACCAGGCGUAUUCAGCCGCCCCGUCGACACCCCCAGCCAAACGUCCACCUCGUCGGCCGAUGUCGCCGGGCCUACCAGUCGCCCAGCGGACCCGGCCAGCUCGAGUCGUUCGAGCGAGGUCAUCCCCCAGCCGAGCGUGUCAGAAGCUGCCUCUGCUUCCAGCACCGUCAGGGCUGGGAUCGAGUCCUCCUCCAGCAGGGCAACAUCAUCCGCUCUGGUGGUCGGGGACGGUCCAAGCGUGACUUUAUCGGCCUCGGCCUCGAGCUCGAUCGCGGUCGCUUCAGAGUCCGCUACACCCUCGGCCGUCAUCUCGUCCAGCUCCGAUGCUUGGUCCGCACCGGUCUCGAGCUCAUCUGCAAACGCUGCGAGACCAUUCUCCUCCUCCAAGGAAGACGUCUAUGUCCCCACGCAGACAUGGUUGAUCGUGGCGUCGGUAUCCUCCACCUCGUCGGUGACCACCACGACCACAUCUACUCCCGCCCCGUCGCAGACCGGUUCGACCUCCACUCAACCCCUCCCUCCCACCGCCGUUAUCCCCAACAGCGUCCCUACCCUCAUCGUCCCCGCCAACUCUGCCGCCAACAAGGAGUUUGCCGGUUCGGGCUCGGAGAAGGAUCCGCUGAAGGAUACUACGUUGAUCUCGCUCUUGCUCGCUGCUGAUCAGUACCCGUGGACCUUUGUUGUCAAAUCAGCCGAUGCUACCUCGCAGCUUUUCAACACCUUCCCCAAGCUCGUCGCUGGCGCACUCGACGUCUCCGAGGAAGAGGUGCAGACAUACGGUCUGCAGGUGUACCAGCCAGCCGCAUGGAACGGCGAUCAAGCCGCCCUGCUCACGCAAUGGCUCGCCUACAUCCCGGACGCGAAAUUCGACACCCUCAACGCGUACCUGAAAGCGAGCAACUCGCCCCUCUUCAAUCAGACCGGUAUCCAAGGCGAGCUCGCUGCGCAGAUCAACACCGCUUUCCCCCUCGCGGCCAACAGCGAGACUGCCCCAUCCACAACCACCACAACCGACUCGGACGGCGGUAGCACGCGCACGCGGGAUAUCAUCAUUGGUGUCUGCGUCGGCAUCGGCGGUCUGCUCUGGAUCGGACUGGUCUUCUGGAUCUACAAGCGGAUCAAGCGGAACAACGACCGCGCGGUGCAUCGGCGGCUCUCGGAGCACAUGUCGAUGUUUGACGACCGGGACAGGGAGCAGCGGCGAUACUCUGUUGCCGCUCCCUCUCUCGCUCCGUCAGACGUCGACGACCGGCCGUCCUCAUUCUACGCCUCGCCCAUCGAGAACGACCCGGCGUUCCGUCGUCAGCAGCGUCGAUCACUUGACGGUGCCGAUUCGGGCGACUACCACGGUUCUUUCGUCGGGUCCGGCGGAACGGGCGAGCACUCCCCCACCUAUCACCCGUCCGUCUUUGGCACGUCCUGGUUUGCCAACCCGCAAGGCCAAGGCGGUCGGGGCGCUGGUGGCGAAAUGCGCCAAGUCCCCGCACAAAACCCCUUUGAGGAUAUCGUGACUCGGUCAUACCUCCAAGCCUCCGGAUCUUCGAACGGCGGAAUCAACAGUAUGGCGCAGAGGCGGAGUGGACCCGGCAGGCCGGUCCAGAAAGCGAUGAUUGGCCAGCCUACGCUGCAUGCCAGUUCGCUCGAGUUUAGGGAGCAGUAA
This is a messenger RNA of Dioszegia hungarica, 3753 nucleotides long. RefSeq lists its product as uncharacterized. The coding region runs from base 1 to 3753 and encodes 1250 amino acids. Gene Ontology annotation, biological process: establishment of cell polarity; osmosensory signaling pathway via Sho1 osmosensor; fungal-type cell wall organization. Gene Ontology annotation, molecular function: osmosensor activity. The transcript has 8 exons. Gene Ontology annotation, cellular component: cell surface; extracellular region; site of polarized growth. Lineage: Eukaryota; Fungi; Basidiomycota; Tremellomycetes; Tremellales; Bulleribasidiaceae. The record is from RefSeq and is a predicted model, not a curated record.